This is a messenger RNA of Podarcis lilfordi (Lilford's wall lizard), 3116 nucleotides long. The record is from the annotation of a GenBank genome assembly. NCBI's taxonomy places the organism in Eukaryota, Metazoa, Chordata, Lepidosauria, Squamata, Lacertidae.
UUCUCAUUUACAGAUUCUCCACCUUCCUUUCCUUGAGGCUGAUCACAGACGCUGCAAUGGGAAACAAAAUGAUCUGGGUUCUGGCCAUUUUGACCAUUGUAGGGCUCAGCAAUGCCUUGCUGCGUAAGUGCAUGCAUUUUCAGUAUUUCUUUUAUCAUUUCUAUUAUAUGAAAAAUCAAGUGGCAUACAAUGAAGCUACACUAGCAGUGCAAGCCUCUGCAGUUCUGCUUGUAGCAUUGCAGCCAAAAUAUCAGUUCUAAAAGGCGGGUGAACUUUCUCUUAUAUAUCGCUAGAUCUGGCUGUCUUGAUGGGGUAGUACUGGAGAGCUAUCUAGGAAUGCAUUUCUGUGCGAUUCUAAUAAAAAGAAGGCUUCAUUCAUGUUUAUGUUUUAAGCCCCAAACCCUGUAUUUUGAAACCAAGAAAACCUGAAGUAGAAGUGUUUAAUAAUGUGUGAAUAUUAUGAAGUUGGUUUUAUUUUAUUAUAGGAAUAUAAAAAAUAGCUCACCCACAUUUACUCUCUGGUUAUUUCUAAAGGGGGCAAGAGGUGGGGGGAGAUUUGUCAUAGAGGGCAUUUAGGAUGUUGGUAAGUUUGCUCAGACAGGCAGAAAUCAGGGACAUGCAAAAGAACUGGAAUUGGUGCCAAGACAUUCCAUGUGGCAGUGGAUGGAUGCUGUGUCUUCUAACCAUAGACAGCUUCUGGCUUCUAAAUGUCCAUAUAUUCUAAAGCUCCUUUAACAAAUAUACAGCUCACACUAACCAAAUUAGCUCAUUAAAAAUAGAACUAAAAAGAAUGAAAGCUGGGAAUUUGUGGCAGCUACUGAAUCUUUUGUUAUAUGGCAUAUUAUGGCAUUUCCCCCCAAAUAUACAAACAAAUAUACCCAUGUCCAAUGUUGGAUAUGUAAUAUCUCAAAUAAAACCAUGUGGUAAGCUGAAUAUGUGUCUGAAAAUAAUAAUUUUGGUUUAUCUAUAUAUCAGGCUUUUGAACUGAUUUUGAUCUUAUUAGUGCGCUCAUAAUAAUCUAGCAACAAGGUUCUGGUCAUUAAACUUACGUUGCUGCCAUAACAGGCCAUUGUGUUAUUCUCAUGAAUGAAGAGAAGUUUUCUUCUUUUCUAGAGCAAUGAUAGGGCAGGUGCUUCUUUAAGAAGUUGUGCUUUCAUUCUUCAUUCUGAAGUGGGGGCUGUGUGGGUGGCAAACAGGGAACUCUCCCUUCUUCUGGUUUAAUAUGCUGGCUGUUUGCCAUAAUAAACGUUGACUGACAUUAAAGCAAUGAAUGAUGUAAAUACCAGGGUUACUUUUGCAUUAAAACUAUCAGUGUUAUUGUGACUAGAAUUGUAAUUAGUGUGAUGAUUACAAGAAGAUCAAAUAGAUGUAAUUGUUUUAUUUAAAAAGCAAAGGAGUACAUGAAUUUAUGAGGGUGCUUGGUGCCUAUAUAAAGAGCAUUCGUGAUCAUCUCCCUCACAGAAAACAACUUGUUGAUAUCAAACUUUGCUUUAAAUAGCUUCAGGACAAUGCAAUGUUCCAGCAAGAUCAAGAGAAAAUUGUGGCUACCCAGGCAUUGGUGAAAUUGAAUGCAGUGCAAGGCAAUGUUGCUUUGAUUCAAACGUGAUUGAUGCCCCCUGGUGCUUCAAACCCAUUUCAAUAGAAGGUUAGUAUCCACAACUCUAAUUCAUUUUUGGAUUCCAGUGUCAAAUACAAUUAAUGUGUGUGAUUUUUGGCACAUAAAAGUACAAUAUGAAUUUCUUGUUGUAAGAGCUUAAAUUAUUCUAAACGUUUUCAUUAACGUAACCUUGGCACAAGGCAGGACUGAAUCCCAAAAUCAGUUGUGCUAGUCUCCUUCUGAAAUUACAAGUAUUGGUGUUGUGCAGUGGCCUUGUGAUGCCAAAGACGUUUCUAAUUUUUCUAAUUUGUUAUUUUCUAAUUUGUACGGUGGUUCUCUAAUAAAGCAGAAAUCGCACCUGAGGGCUUGAUCCUCUAACAGAUGCAUGGAAUCUAGGGUUGCCAAGUCACAACCUGGGGAAGAGAGCUGCAUCUGAAAAGCUCAGCUCUGUAAACUGCUGCAGCCUCAGAGAUGCAUAUAUCACAUUCCCCAUCUCUCCAGCCACUCUCUCACACACAUGUGCUAAACCAGCCCUUUCCCAAACAGGUGCCCUUCAGAUAUAUUCAUCAACAUCCCAGCCAGCACAGCAAUGCUGACUGGGGCUGCUGAGGAUUGUGGUCCAAAACAUCUGGAUAGCACUGCUCUGGGGAAAGGCUGCACUAGAUCAGGUUGAAAGGGAAGGAUGGAGAAAACAGGUAGUUGGGGAUUUGUGUAAUUGGGGCAGAGAUGGACAGGGCACAGGGCUGGGCUAGCCAGAUGCAGAGGCCCCCAGAACCUUUCAAAGUAGAGUAGAAGAAGGAAUUUCAGGAGGUGAAGUUGGUAUGACAACUGCUCAAGGUGUGGGAGCUCUGUCUUCUUUUGUAGCUGGCCACCCCGUCCCCGAUAAAGGUAUCUGAGUAUUAUCUAAAUCAAACGAAUAACAUGACAUCAAUCAUGUUGCAAAAUUCCCCACACACUUAAAAGCAGGAGACUGGGAAGUGGACAUUGCAAUGGCAUCACACAUCACAAUGCAGAUUUUGUAUUAGCAGAUAUUAGUACAGGGAAGAGGUUAAAAAAGAUGAAUGGACUGCUCUUUUGGGUGGCAGCUAAGUGAGCUGUUCUCAUCACUACAAAUUAUAUUUAUUUUAUGUUGAUCAUUUGGGAAAUGUUUGGAACGUGCAUCAAUAUGUUUAAAUGAGAAAUUUUUUUAAAUGCUUGAGGCGAGAAAUGCUCUGAUGAAGUGGAUUGUGUGGCUGAUGUUAUUCUUUCACUUUCUCCAUCCAGAGUGCGUGUUAUAAGGAAGGGAUUCAGUGAUAGUGGGAACCACUUCUCUACACGAAGAAGCUGUGCACAAGGCACUUCAUCAUCGUGAAGCUGUUUCUUGACAAUGUUGGGAACUGAGAUCCUGCAGAAUUCUGAGAUUAAUUGACCCACUUAAACUAUGCUAUAGAUUACUUCUUCUGAUUCUUCCCCCCUACUGUUCAGCCCUUUGCUCCUUCCUGAAGCAAUAAAUCAAAGCAAAAGUGUGUUGCGUCCUUAA